CGAUAUCAAUCUGUACCGCUCACCGCCAUCCCUCGCUGAUAACACCGACAAUUAGUCAGGGCUAAGUUCAGACAGGUAGGCUUCCCUAUACAUUAAGGACGGGUCAAAUCACAAAGUAACCAGCAGUGAUGACAUUCAACAAAUUGUAUUUCCACGUCGGGUUAUUUCUCUUCACAAUUGUGUCUUUCUGCCACACAAGACAAUGUUCCUUAAAGAAACAUCCUUGCAUAAGUGAAUUCAAACUCUGGACUCUGGAUGAAAAUCGUCAAGGUUUUGUAGAAAUAUCUCUUCCCGCGCAGCCUCUUUCAAAAUCUCAGUACAGUGUAAAGUUGAUGUCGAAGACUUCUAUGUACGCUGUACAACUGUUUGAAGACCCUUACCGGAACCGGAAGUACGCCAUGUGUAACAUUGCACUAGGGGAGGAUGUGGAUGACAACCAACCGUGGGCCAUUGUGCUCUUGGGAGGAGGAACUGUCAUUGAUGGCGUAAUCUAUACAUAUAACUAUUCAGAUUCUCGGGCCCAGGCACUCUCCGAAGACACUGGCCUGGAUGAUAAUGUUUUGGUUGAUAACAAGAGUCUCUCGCUCAGUCGGUGUGGUUCAUCAUAUGUCCAGUCAUUUCCCACGAUGGGGGAGGACAAUGACUGCCCCACUUACAUUGAUGUAUUUACGGUAGAUGACAGCGAUGAUGAAAUGGAAGAUGAACCGGAUGCCGCUGCCAGUCCUCCGAGGCGGAAGUCCCCUGUUUCACAAUUUACCGGAAUUACAAACAAUAAAAAAACCACAUCAAGAAUGCCUGAAAAAACCACGAAACUAACACGUGCAACCGACAAACACCAUGGAGCAAGUUCCAAAUCGCCGUCAUCGACAAAACCUUCGAGUACACCUACGAAGACUACCGGUGUGGUUACGCACAGAUCACAACAAACAUCAACACGUCAACAUACCUCAGCGUUAACGCAACCAACGUCACCAAGGAGUUUAGCUUCUACAAAACAACCAACCGCGCCGCCUUCACCAUCGUCAACGAAGCCAACGUCACCACGAACUUCAGCUUCUACAAAACAUCAACCAACCUCAACGUCUUCAUCAUCGUCAACGAAGCCAACAUCACCACUAACUUCAGCUUCUACAAAACAUGAACCAACCUCAACGUCUCCAUCAUCGUCAACGAAGCCAACAUCACCACGUAGUUCAGCUUCUACUAAACAUCAACCAACCUCAAAGUCUUCAUCAGCGUCAACGAAGCCAACGUCACCACGAACUUCAGCUUCUACUAAACAUCAACCAACCUCAAAGUCUUCAUCAGCGUCAACGAAACCAACAUCACCACGAAGUUCAGUUUCCACAAAACACCAACCAACCUCAACGUCUUCAUCAUCGUCAACGAAGCCAACACCACCACGAAGUUCAGCUUCUACUAAACACCAACCAACCUCAACGUCUUCAUCAUCGUCAACGAAGCCAACACCACCACGACGUUCAGCUUCUACAAAACACCAACCAACCUCAACGUCUUCAUCAUCGUCAACGAAGCCAACAUCACCACGAAGUUCAGCUUCUACAAAACAACCAACGUCUUCAUCAUCACAUUCCCCAAAUGCUACUGAACACGGAUCUACAGAAACAUCCAGAACUGAAGUGUCAUCCAGUUCCUCGGGCUCUACCAGCAGUGUGUCUAUGACUGCAUCAUCGCCGACAACGUCCUCCUCACCUGUUGCACCAUUCCUCAAAAACCCCGUUAUCAACGAGGUCAGCAUUCUUGUUCGGAAUGAUGUCAACAACUCUUUUAUAGAACUAAGAGGACCAAACAUGACCCUGGUCAACUUUUCUCUGGUGGUGUUUGACGGAAAAUCGACGGAGACUCUCUUCCACAAACGAUUUGGCAAGCACGAAGUUAUCAAUGGGAGCGGUAUCGUUGUAGUGCAUUACGCCUUGAAACACAACCACACAGCCAAUGAUUCGUCUGUGGCAGUUGCAUUGUAUGACAACUCCAAAUGGCUCCAGCACUACACCGACCACAUACCAAUCAACCAGAUACGCGGACUAUUGGAUUCCUUCAUAGUGCGUACUACCGAGGAAGAUAUCCACACCGACAUCUUGGAGAACCUAGUACCCAAGUCGACCAAGAGAAUCUUUACUGUCAACCCAAGUUUGAUUAGUGGAAGAUCGAACGUGAGCAUCAGCAGGUGCGGGAAUGACACCAAAGAUCCAGGAUCCUUCAUCUUAGCGCCCUCUACCAUCGGUCUAUCAAACAACUGUACAACGGGUUACGGCAACAGGGUCCAGUUUAAACUCUCGAACGCCAACUGCGAGGACUUCCGGUCAAACAAAGCACUACAGCAAAGCCUGAUUGACGUCAUCGUGAACAGCGUCAACGACAAGUGCAAAUGUGGAUUGUCGCAGGUGCUUGUGAAAGAGAGGAAGUACAUAUGCGGGAGCCUCAUCUUCGAGGCCUAUCUGGAAUCAAGCUUCCCCUGGCAGUCCCACCUCAUCUUCCACGGCUUCCGCAACUUCGUCCACACUUCCAACACCGUCAUUGUCGGUCCUCGCAGCUACAUCACCGACUCCACCUGUUUUCAGGACUGCCUGCCGCCAGCCACCAAACCCGGCAGUAAAGGCGACGACAACGUGACCUUGACAGUGGCUGUGGUGGUAUCGUGUGUCGGUGUUUUCCUCAUCAUCGCAAUGAGCGUGAUCAUCUACAUCCGUCGGAAGAAGAGGGGCAUCGUGACAUUCCGGCUGACGAACCUAGGGAAACUGGACACGUCGAGCAUGUUGCACGAGGACAAAGACGACCUCAUUGACGAGGACAACGCCACCUUUAGGACUAUCUCCAUCGCCUCUUAAAUCUGCGCAUUAAUCUAGUCUCGCCUCAAAUGUGACACUGUGACGUCACGUCCGCAGGAAAUCAAGACCUGAGACUUGGGUGAUCAUUAUUAUUACUAACGCUUAAACGUGCGAAAAGGAAGCGAAGGAUCGAAUACUAUUUGAUGCCCCUUCUGAGACUUUCAGCUGCACGUAUAUAACAAGGCAACACCAAGCCACCAGAUAUAGGUCAAUCGCCUUCUUCCUAACCGAUGUCGUCACAGGAUAUUGGUGUAUGCCGCAUUGCAAACUCGUCUAUUCAGUGUAUUAUAUAUCCAUUAUUUCCAUAAAUAGUUUCAAAUUUCACGACGCUAAAAAUAGGCGUCCAAUCAGACUGCUCAAACGAGCGAGAGAAAUUCCGUGCUCCGUUCAGUGAUGUGCCUUGAAUGCUGUACAUCCCAGCCCUCCAAUUAAACUACUCUCACGGGCGAGAGAAAUUAUGUGCCAAGUUUGAAGGUCGUCGGACGUGACGUGGAAUCGACGGCGGCGAAUGUAUCCUCGGCCCCGUUCCUCAAUGCAAUCGUCGCGCUAAGCUGAUCGUAACUUCCACACUUCAACAGACUUACGACAAUCGUAGCUACAAUGGAUGCUUUCUGUACAGUGGCGUUAUCAUAGCAUCGGAAUUCUUAAUUGUGCGUGUCAGAUGACUGCUGUAUGUUGAGGUCAUGUUUGAUGCACAAUACGUUGACAUGCUUCAUAUGAACAUGACUGGUACAAUCCUGUUUUCUUUCGGUAUGUACGUGUCAUCAGCGACUGAUAGUGUUUAGUUCAUCUGAUCAGGUGCUUGCUUAGUGGACGUGUUAUCGUCUAUGCCUGUUUAUGUGGCCAGCCUCGAUUAUGAAUCGUAAAUACUGCUGACUGCGGCGCCAAACAACAUUCCCUCCACGGCACAAUGUGACCAGUUGUAUAAUCAGCGAGUACAUCCUUCGCAUGAUUGUGAACCCGUGAAUCGGUCCUCGACCAUCCAUGCUUGUCGUAAGAAGCGACUAACGGGAUCGGGUGGUCAGGCUCGCUGGCUUGGUUAACACGUCAUCGUAUCCAAGUUGCGUAGAUCGAUGCUCAUGAUGUUGAUCACUGGAUUGUCUGGUCCAGGCUCUAUUAUUACAGACCGCUGCUAUAUAGCUGGAAUAUGCUGACUGCGGCGUUAAACAACAAUCAGUCAAUCACUUGAUUGUGAUACUGUCACCACUUAACAUCUUGAAUGCACAGGCCCUCGUGUCUUUGCGAGGAUUAAAGAUUUUUUUUAAAUAUACAUAUAAAGUUGAGAUAACCCCCCCGACUCGAAAUACUUCACAGUACAAUACAUAAUGACCUUGUUAUGAUGUUUUGUACUGUGAACCAUUUCGAGGCGGGGGUCAUCUAAAAAAACAAUAUGUUUUUAAUCAUUCAUCCUCGUAAAGACACGAGGGCCUGUGCUUGAAUGUUCCUUCAAAUCUGGAAUGAGCCUGGACUGUUCCUGACCCAAGUCCUGUAAGCUAUAGUAAGGUGCAUUGUGUAUGACCGACCUAAUCAUCCUGGUUGUCUCAGAUGAGGACUGAUAGUGGUUGACCUGUCUGCUAGCUGUGUAUGUAUGGUGUUAUGUGGGACACUGCAACCGAAUCAACACAUGGGGUGAUUUCAUGGGCAUUGGUAAAGGAAGCUUAGAAAUUUUGGAAGAAACAAACCACUCCUCUGUAUACAAUUCAAAAGGAGACCCAAUUAGAUAUGAUUUGAAGCUGUAUAAUAUAUUCCUGUCUCAUUCACGGCUACAUACUUUACUUUUGGGAGAAGGUUUGUGAGUAAUGUAAAUAUAUGUCAUGUAUAUACCCAUGUGUAUAGUUAAUAUACAAGGUGAGACGAAUGAUUCAUAUUUUCAUGGAAAUUUAAGUUUUCAGUUUUAGCCACUUGUAAAUAAAACAUAAACUGAUUAA
This is a messenger RNA of Haliotis rubra (blacklip abalone), 4777 nucleotides long. RefSeq names its product cell wall protein DAN4-like. Lineage: Eukaryota; Metazoa; Mollusca; Gastropoda; Lepetellida; Haliotidae. The coding region runs from base 129 to 2849 and encodes 906 amino acids. The transcript has 8 exons. The record is from RefSeq and is a predicted model, not a curated record.